Molecule: messenger RNA, 540 nt
Organism: Cooperia oncophora
Lineage: Eukaryota; Metazoa; Nematoda; Chromadorea; Rhabditida; Trichostrongylidae
Source: the annotation of a GenBank genome assembly
CUGCAGGGUCGCGAUAGUUACAUUACUGCAUGCCAUCGAGUAGUGGAAACCACUCGACGUCUAGCAGAUCUGCUUUCGGAUAUCGACGGAAUCACAUUGAGAGGGGCAGCUGAUCUAUGCAUUGUAGCGUUUGAAACUACUCUUGGCGACAUCUAUGUUCUGGUCGAUUUCAUGACUACUAAAGGUUGGCAUGUCGAUCCACUUUUGUCUCCUGAGGCAGCUCGUGUGCCGGUUACUUUGAGAAUGUGUGAAGAAGGUGUACUUGAAGCUUUUGUUGAAGAUGUCAUUGAAGGCCUUCGCUACCUCGGCGAAAACCCUACCAAAACAACAAAGACCUCGGCGUUCUAUCACAUGUUGCAAACGGUAGCGGAUCGUUGUCUUGUGGAUGAGCUAUCCUUGAUUCGACUGCAGGCGCACUAUAGUAUUCCACCCCCACUGGACCGCGAGCAUCGUUCAGUACGUGCGCUGAGCGAAUACGGCCGAAAAAUGAGCACAUUGGAGAGAGAUGGUUCGAAAUUGUCGUCAGAGAAGAUGCAGUAG